Malus domestica (apple) is the source of this 2709-nucleotide messenger RNA. Its product is annotated as probable mitochondrial adenine nucleotide transporter BTL3. Gene Ontology annotation, biological process: transmembrane transport. Lineage: Eukaryota; Viridiplantae; Streptophyta; Magnoliopsida; Rosales; Rosaceae. The record is from RefSeq and is a predicted model, not a curated record.
AAAAAGUUCUCUCCCGAGUCGGUAGAGUUUUUCCUCUUUUUUUGAGACUCCUUCUCACCUAUUGUGUGAAGUUUUGCCCUUGGAUUUUCCGUUUGGCCGCCGAUCCUAGCUAUGGCUAGGGUCAGUGGUUGCACUUUUCUUUUUCUUUUUGCUCUUCCUUCCCUUCUUUUCUGUUACAGUUCUUCCCCUGCUAUCCUCCAUGAUCAGCGUGACCUAUGCAUCCAUUAUUCCUACUCAAUUAUUUCCUCAGAUCCAUCCAAUCCCUCCCUCCAUCUUCAUGUCCCUCAUACAUCCACCAUAAAUCCGAUCUCUUUUCUUUUCGAUUUGGCUCCAUCCUUCAUCAAUUUAUCCCUAUAUUCGGUCUGCAGUCACUGUUCACCGUGGUCUGUCACGGUCCAUCGAGAAGGUGUGUCGAGCUCCGAUUUGCAUAUCGGCUCGGGUGUUCGUACCACCUCCUUCUCCUGGUCUGCCUUUAUUGGUAGUGUUGCUUGUGGGUUUCUCACAGGCUUCUUUGUUUUUGGCUCCUUGGUGGCUGAGUUCAGUGCGGGUUUCGUUGAUGGAUCCUGGGGUCUUCCCUCCUCUCAUCUAUGAGGUGUUGAUUGAAAGGAACUUUGGCGUACGUUGGUGUACCUGGUUCCUGCUAUCCGUGCGGUGCUGCAGAGGCGGCUGUAGCAGAGGGAUAGGGUUCUCUUUUGGUGUGUCUGUGUUGUUGGGCUUUAGCCUUUGCUUCGGCCUUUUGUGUAUAUUAGCUCCUUGUACUUUAUUGGCCUUUGCCUGGAAUGAUAUUUCUAGUUUACCAAAAAAAUAAAACAUCGUAACGUUCAGACAAAUAAAAAAUGUAAGGUAAGAAAUUGACUAAACAAGGAAACCGACUUGACUGUGCGCGGAGUGAGAAAUUUUAACCAUUGUCCGUAGGAGGGAACUGGAUUUUAUACCAUGCAUGUUUCAUGUUUGGCGAUGGAAGCAAAGCUGCUGCUACCGGAUCCGCCCUUAUUUUCCUCAAUCCUUCUUCCCAUCCCCAUUCCUAUCCCAUUCCCCCCGCCUACUCUCCUCCAAUCCCCCAAUCCCAUUCCCGCCUCACUCUGACUACACCACCGUUCACACCCUCCAAAUCCAAUCCCAUUCCCACACCUAACCAAAUGGACGACCCAAAUCCCACCCUUUUCAUCACCGGCGGCCUGUUCUUGGAACCCACGGUUCCCAAUUCCCUGCUCAAUUCCGUCGUGUCCUUUCAGAAGAACUCUCGGUCUUCGGCUGUCGUUUCCGGCUCGGGUUUGUCGUACGGUUGUAGGCUGAGAGCGGUGGCCGGCGGUGGGUUCUUUUCGGUGAGCUUGAGUAGCGAUGGGGUUGUUCGGGAGUCCAAAGGGUGUUUGGUGCAGAACGGAGAUGAGGGUUCGGAGGAGGCGGAGGUGGAGGCGGCGGUUACAGAGAGGAAGAGAGAGAAAGUUGGGGUUAGGAGUGGUGGGGCCAUGAAUACCACCAAGCAUUUGUGGGCUGGUGCGAUAGCCGCCAUGGUUUCCAGAACUUUUGUGGCACCUCUUGAGAGACUAAAGCUGGAGUACAUAGUUCGCGGCGAACAGAGGCAUUUAUUUGAGCUAGUUAGGACCAUUGCGGCGAAUCAGGGCUUGAGGGGCUUUUGGAAGGGGAACCUAGUCAAUAUUCUUCGUACAGCUCCAUUUAAAGCAAUCAAUUUCUAUGCUUAUGAUACUUACAGAAAACAAUUGCUCUGCUUCUCCGGAAAUAAGGAGACUACAAAUUUUGAAAGAUUUGUUGCUGGUGCUGCAGCCGGAAUUACUGCUACCAUACUCUGCUUACCUCUUGAUACGAUUCGGACUCAGUUGGUGGCUCCUGGUGGGGAAGCCUUGGGUGGUGUGAUUGGUGCUUUUCGCCACAUGAUCCAAACUGAAGGGUUCUUUUCCCUUUAUAAGGGCUUAGUACCCUCCAUUGCAAGCAUGGCACCUUCAGGUGCAGUUUUCUAUGGUGUCUACGAUAUAUUAAAAUCAGCAUACCUGCAUUCACCUGAUGGAAGGAAAAGAAUUCACAAGAUGAGCCAACAGGGGCAGGGCUGGAGUGCUUUGGAUCAACUGGAGUUGGGACCGAUGCGGACGUUACUAUAUGGAGCUAUUUCUGGUGCUUGUGCAGAAGCUGCCACAUAUCCGUUUGAAGUGGUGAGGCGACAGCUUCAACUACAAGUCCAGGAAACUAGAAUGAGUGCCUUGGCAACUGGUAUUAAAAUAGUUGAACAUGGAGGCGUCCCAGCUCUCUAUGCAGGACUUAUUCCCAGCUUGUUACAGGUACUUCCUUCAGCUGCAAUAAGUUACUUCGUCUAUGAGUUUAUGAAGAUUGUUCUCAAGGUAGAAUGAAGAGAUACAAUGGGUAUGUCUGAAGGUAUAUGAUUGGAGGUUUCAUGGCAAGCUCGGAGGAGCACUUGCUAUAAAUUCAGAAUGGUAGGAUUAUAGUGAUUUUUGCAUUGAGUAAUGCUAGUGAAAUCAUCAAUUUAAACCGUAUGACGUGGUUGUUGAUUAUCGGAUUAUUAUUAAGUGUUGAUUAACGAGCUUAUACCCUAUUGGUGCCACUGACAGACACAUCACAUGGUUUGCAAAUAUGGUCUAAAAAAUGGGUCCACCUAGGAUUACUCUUUUGCAUUACCACUUAUGUUCCCACAAGCUUCAUGUAUUGCGGAAGGAAGGAAAAUACUCCAUAGCUGAA